AUGAUGACAGUAGACCCAAUACAAGAUCUACGCAAUAUCUGUUUACAGAUAUUGCAAUCGGUUAAUUCUAAUACUCUAUUGGAAGAAGAAACAUGGGAUUACAACACGUUGAUCAACAACAUAGAUUUACCCAAACAGACUAGAGAAGCACUUCGCAGAAGUGCUUCUCAAUACCUGCUGUAUUGUCAAAGAAAAAAUAAAACAUAUACAACUAGGAAGCCUCUACCAGCAAAGGCCAAGCUACAAUUAGUUGAAACAUUUUCCAAGAAACGGUACCUGACUAGAUGUGAAAAACAUCAGUUGGCGGUUCAAUGUGGGAUCACCACCAAUCAAGUUCAAAUUUGGUUUGCAAAUAGGCGCAAGAGAUCGAAAGAUCUAAACAAUCGUGACUAG
Nakaseomyces glabratus is the source of this 393-nucleotide messenger RNA. It is a transcript of the gene HMRA1, whose product is annotated as Hmra1p. Gene Ontology annotation, biological process: regulation of DNA-templated transcription. The record is from RefSeq and is a predicted model, not a curated record. Lineage: Eukaryota; Fungi; Ascomycota; Saccharomycetes; Saccharomycetales; Saccharomycetaceae. Gene Ontology annotation, molecular function: DNA binding; DNA-binding transcription factor activity, RNA polymerase II-specific.